Molecule: messenger RNA, 2366 nt
Organism: Papaver somniferum (opium poppy)
Lineage: Eukaryota; Viridiplantae; Streptophyta; Magnoliopsida; Ranunculales; Papaveraceae
Product: pentatricopeptide repeat-containing protein At4g16390, chloroplastic-like
Exons: 1
Coding region: 12-2144 (710 amino acids)
Cellular component (GO): chloroplast
Molecular function (GO): protein binding
Source: RefSeq, a predicted model, not a curated record
GCUUCUGAAAAAUGGGGUUCAGUCUCACUUCUUCGCCUUCUCACCUCUGCAGUGACCACCAAUCUCUCUGCAACUCUCUAUCUCCAUCUCACAAUCUUCAAUUCACUUCUUCUCUAUCUUCAUGGAGACCCAGAAACUUCAACUCUCCUCUCAAACUGAUAAGUACUCAGAAAUCUCAACCAAGAACUUCUUCUCUAUCUUCUCUACAAGUUUCUGUACAAGACCCUCAAGACUUACCCAAAGAAACGUCUUUUUCCAAAACUGCAGAAUCUCAGAGAAACCCAAAUGGACAAGCAAAACAUCAUAUUUGGGUAAACCCCAAAAGUCCAAGAGCAUCGCAACUUCGACAGUUAUCUUAUGAUUCCAGGUAUGCUUCACUAGUGAAAUUUGCAGUAGCUUUGAAUUCAUGUGAUUCAACUGAGGAAGACGUUUUUAAUGUUUUGAAUAGUUUAGGUGAAAACCCAUCUGAACAAGAUGCUGUUAUUGUUCUUAAUAAUAUGGAAAACCCUGAAACAGCUCUGAUUGCUUUGAAAUACUUCCAGGAGAAAUCAAAACCAAAGAAAAAAGUUAUUCUUUAUAACGUUACUUUGAAAGUGUUUAGAAAAAGUAGGAAUUUGGAUGGAGCAGAAUUGUUGUUUGAUGAAAUGCUUAAGAAAGGUGUUCUACCAGAUAAUAUUACGUUUUCUACUAUAAUUAGUUGUGCAAGGAUGUGUUCUUUGCCUAAUAAAGCUGUGGAAUGGUUUGAGAAAAUGCCGUCUUUUGGAUUGAAUCCUGAUGAUGUUACAUAUUCAGCCAUGAUUGAUGCUUAUGGAAAAGCAGGAAAUGUUGAUUUGGCUUUGAGUUUGUAUGAUCGAGCAAGAACUGAGAAGUGGCGCAUUGACUUGGUUACGUUUUCGACUUUGAUUAAGAUUUAUGGUGUAUCGGGAAAUUUUGACGGGGCUUUGAAUGUUUAUGAAGAGAUGAAGGCUUUGGGUGUUAAGCCAAACUUAGUUAUCUAUAACACGUUAUUAGAUGCUAUGGGAAGAGCCAAGAGGCCAUGGCAGGCGAAGAUUGUUUAUAAAGAGUUGAUUAAAAAUGGGUUUUCUCCUAAUUUUGGAACUUAUGCUGCUCUUUUACGGGCUUAUGGUAGAGCUCGUUAUGGUCAAGAUGCAUUAAGCGUAUAUAGAGAGAUGAAGAAGAAGGGUUUGGAGUUGAAUGUGGUUCUUUACAAUACUAUCUUAGCUAUGUGUGCUGAUAUUGGUUUCACUGAUGAAGCUAUUGAGAUUUUUGAGGAUUUGAAGAAGUCUGAAACUUGUGAGCCUGAUAGUUGGUCUUUUUCUUCUUUGAUUACCAUAUAUUCGUGCAGUGGAAAAGUUUCAGAAGCUGAGGAAAUGUUGAAUCAGAUGCUUGAAGCUGGUUUCGAGCCAAAUAUUUAUGUGUUAACGUCACUUAUACAGUGUUACGGAAAAGCAAAUCGAACGGAUGAUGUCGUGAGAACGUUUGAUCGACUAGUAAAUUUGGGCAUAACUCCCGAUGCUAGAUUUUGUGGUUGUCUUCUAAAUGUGAUGACGCAAACUUCUAAUGAAGAACUGGGAAAGCUGAUUGGAUGCAUUGACAGGGCAAACCCUCAACUAGCUUCUGUUGUGAAGUUAUUGGUAGAGGGAGAAACAGUUGAUGGAGCGUUCAAACAAGAAGCUACAGAGCUAUUUAGUUGUAUAGGUAGAGAAGUAAGGAAACCUUACUGUAAUUGCUUGAUAGAUCUUUGUGUUAAUCUUGAUCUAUUGGAAAAGGCUUGUGAAUUAUUAGAAAUCGGGCUUUCGCUUGAGGUAUACACAGCUAUUCAGACUAAAUCGCCAACACAGUGGUCUUUGCAUUUGAAGAGUCUCUCUCUUGGAGCUGCGCUGACAGCAUUGCACGUGUGGAUGAAUGAUUUAUCCAUAGCAAUAGAGAAUGGGGAGGAAUUGCCUCCAUGCCUCGGAAUUAAUACUGGUCAUGGUAAGCACAAGUACUCUGAAAAUGGAUUGGCAACUGUCUUUGAAUCCCACUUGAAUGAAUUGAAUGCGCCAUUUCACGAAGCUCCAGAGAAGGCUGGUUGGUUCUUGGCAACUAAAGUUGCAGCACUAUCAUGGUUGGAAUCAAGAAAAAUACCUGAACCUGUUGCUUAGAUUGUACAUGGUUAGAAGAGGAAUCUUAUUUGAUACUGUUGCAUACAGUCACUGCAACUUGUCUCGAUAUUUUUGUUUCCCUUUCUUGGUUUUGUUGCUCCUCUUAGAUAAAUAUUUUUGUAAGUUUUAGAUGAGUUCUAGCUAAUCCAAUUAUUUCAUUGUUGUUAAAUGGAUUCAUCUUCUAUAUCAGUUUAUCUUUUUGGUGAUGAACUGAGCGAUUCA